Thalassophryne amazonica is the source of this 559-nucleotide messenger RNA. Its product is annotated as cornifelin homolog B-like. The record is from RefSeq and is a predicted model, not a curated record. Bases 149 to 538 code for a protein of 129 amino acids. Lineage: Eukaryota; Metazoa; Chordata; Actinopteri; Batrachoidiformes; Batrachoididae. The transcript has 4 exons.
AAUGAACACUGGUAGGACUGGUUUGUUCUCUCAGUAACUAAAAAUGUUGGUAAGACGUGACAGCUCAGAGCAGACGUCAGCACUCACCAGCCUCCUAUUGAAGCAGCUCUGUUAUCUGUGAGGAAACACAUAGGGAACUCAGUCCACCAUGACUUCCAAGCAUGUCAUCCAGCAGCCUGAGCCUGUGAUGGAUGCUCAGUAUUCCAACAACUGGGAAACUGGAAUAUGCGGCUGCUGCAGUGACAUGACUGAAUGCUGUUUUGCCUUCUGGUGCUUUCCCUGUGCUGCCUGCAGAAUAUCCAAGCAAUAUGGAGAGUGUCUCUGUCUCCCUCUCCUGGAUAUAUUUUGUGGUGGCAUGAUCCAUCCCAUCAACCUGUCCAUGAGAGUUGCAAUGCGGCAACGUUAUGGAAUCCAAGGCACCAUGUGUAGGGACUGUGUGUACACAACCUUCUGUGGACCGUGCACCUGGUGUCAAAUGGCCAGAGAGAUGAAGAGGAGAAGGAUUCCUGUCAUUCUUAUCAAUGCCAAGAACACAUAAUCUGACCCUUCACCAUUGUUG